AAGCAAGCUUUGUUACAUCGUUUACGUAUUUCUAUUGAUUAAAUAUUUAUAAAUUUUCAAGUAUUAAAUACACAACAAAUUAAUGCAGAACCUCAUCAAGGGUUUCUUGUUUGGCUUUGGUUGUGGCAAGGGCACAGGCUCUCCGGCUGCCUCUCCGGCUGCCUCUCCGGCUGCUGCUGCUGCCAAGAACACAGGCAAUUCUGGCAAGAGACUCCAGAAGAAGAAGAAGAAACCAUGCGACGAUGGCAUCAUUGACAUGGACAAAUGCUUCGAGGUGGGCUAUAAAUCUGUGCAACGGGCGACAAAAGAGUUAAUGCAGGCUCUUGACAAGAAGAAGUUGCCGGCUCACGAUUUUGACCUGUACACCAGAUGGAACACUCGGAUAGAGGAUAUGCUGGUGAUCGACAUCUCGGAGCACUAUCCCAAGCAUAAAUUUAUUACCAGAAAUAAGCACCGAAAACGAACAGAAACUAGCUUAACGGAUGAUCCCACCUGGUUUAUAGAUCCUAUACACGGGACUAUUAAUUUUAUGCAUGGCUUUCCAUAUGCCGUCAUCAACUUGGCCUUCUGGGUGUCCAAGCAGCCAAGGUUUGGCAUCAUUUGGAAUCCGCUUCUGGAUCAAUGUUAUACUGCCCGAACUGGCUUUGGAUCCUACAUGAAUGUGAAUCCCCUGCGAGUCAGUAAACAUACUGAAUUAUCCGAUGCCCUGAUCAUGCAUGAGUUGGGCACAAAUGAGAGUUUCAGCGCUGACCAGCUCAGAUAUAUUAGGAAUAUCACAAAUAAUGCACAUGGACUUCGAAGCCUCGGUUGCACUGCGUUGAAUAUGUGCAUGGUGGCCCAGGGAUUUGCAGAUGCCUACUUGGACUUCAACUGCACUUCCUGGGAUAUGUCCGCGGCCACACUGUUGGUUAAGGAGGCGGGAGGCGUGGUCUUGGAUCCCUCGUUGCAGCCAUUUGAUAUAAUGUCCCGUAGAGUUUUAUGCGCCUCCACGCGGGAGUUGGCAGAGGAACUAUCAGCGCUUCUUCCCUCGAAUAUCAAUAAUAAAAAGACGAAAAAUAUAUCGGAGUCCUCUGCUAGGACUAACAAAGUCUCAGAUAAGCCCCAAAAAGACGAGUCCGAUUCAAAAAUCAGAUUGACAAUUGACAAAGAUCCGUCCAAUUCGGCAAAUAAAACGUCUAAGAUUGACAAAUGUAGCGAGGAAGAAGACGGAUCUUCUAAUGAUAAUACAAUGGUGCGCAGGGUAUUAUGCGCAUAUACACAGAAGCUGGCGGAGGAUUUAUCAUCACAACCCAGCCAUUUAUACAAUAGAACUAGUAUAUCUUCUAAAGAGACAGUUACGGAUACACAACGAGAAGACCGAACCCUUCAAAAAAUCGGAGCUGACAUGCCCAAGAAAUCCAAGAACCCAUCAAGGCAAAGUAGUUCAAAGGACGAGUUAAUUAAACCUACUAAAAAAGUUUUAGUUGCACCCAACGACUCAUCUUCGCGGAUUGAUCCCACCUUACCACCCUCUAUGAAAUUUUCGGGAUAUCCCAAAAAAAUUGAGAAAACUAGAAAAAAUUCGGUUAGUAAGUAUCCCUCAGAUCCAAAUUUUCCGGGCCAAGGUUCUCUGUUCUAGAAGGCGUUGUAUAUGUUUGUGAAUAUUAUUGAAAUAUGUAAAUUUUAGCAAAUUUCACGAAUAAACUAUAGCUUUUAAAAUA
Drosophila innubila is the source of this 1700-nucleotide messenger RNA. RefSeq lists its product as uncharacterized. The transcript has 3 exons. Gene Ontology annotation, biological process: signal transduction; phosphatidylinositol phosphate biosynthetic process; inositol metabolic process. Bases 83 to 1618 code for a protein of 511 amino acids. NCBI's taxonomy places the organism in Eukaryota, Metazoa, Arthropoda, Insecta, Diptera, Drosophilidae. The record is from RefSeq and is a predicted model, not a curated record. Gene Ontology annotation, molecular function: inositol monophosphate 1-phosphatase activity.